AUGCCUGGACGUAGGACCUUUCUUAUUGGGGGAGGAUGCACGGCAUUCAUUAAGCCACGGGCAACGAGGAGCACAGAAGACAUGGGGCUUGAGGCUGCAACGAAAGCCCUACUCGAUGCUGGUAUAAACUACGACACGAUCCAGAAUGCCUUCGUAGGUUACUGCUACGGCGACUCGACCAGUGGACAGCGCGCCCUCUACAACCUUGGCCUCACCAAUAUCCCGAUCAUUAAUGUAAAUAACAAUUGCUCAACCGGUUCCUCUGCACUUUAUCAGGCAAACAACGCCGUGAAAUACGGCGAAGUUGAGUGUUCGAUGGCGCUUGGGUUUGAGCGAAUGAAACCUGGCAGUCUGGGAACCAACUUCCCUGAUCGGCCAAGUCCCAUGCAGUUAUUCAACCAGCGUUCUUUCGAUCUCGAAGCCGAGCUGGGCGAGAAUCACGGGCCUGGUGCUCCUCGCAUGUUUGACAACGGCGCCCAAGAGUAUUUCGACAAAUAUGGAGGUGGUGUCGAGCAUCUGGCGAAAAUCGCAUCCAAGAACCACAAGCACUCUUUGAACAAUCCUUACUCCCAAUUCAGAGAUGGUUGGAGCGUCGAGAAGGUCCUUGCCGCACCAAAGAUUACCAGAAACUUGACAAAGUUCAUGUGCAGUCCCACAUCAGACGGUGCAGCCUGCUGCAUCGUAGCUUCUGAAGAUUUCGUGCACGCACAUGGCCUCGAAAACCAGGCUAUUGAGAUUGUCGCUCAAGCUCUCACUACUGAUGGGCACAGCACCUUCGAGGGACGCAGUGCUAUGGACGUAGUCGGUUACGAGAUGUCCAAAAUUUGUGCGGAUAAGGUGUUCAAAGAAGCAGGAUUCGCGGAGGGGCAGGGCAGGGAUCAAGUCGGAGUCGUUGAGCUGCACGACUGCUUCGCAGCUAACGAGCUCAUCACAUACCAAGCCCUGGGGCUGUGUGCUCCCGGAGAGGCGCACAAGAUGGUUGAACGUGGUGAUAACACUUAUGGAGGGAAAUAUGUUGUCAACCCCAGCGGUGGUCUUGAGGCCAAGGGUCAUCCUCUGGGAGCCACUGGCCUCGGGAUGCAUUUCUAUAUCAUGAGGGCGGGACCUAUGCAAGCUCCGGGGCUUUUCAACGUUCCGGACAAACGCGGAAAAUAUGGGCUUGUCCAUAACGUUGGGUUAGGAGGGGCUGUCGUCGUAUCUUUACUUCGCCGGCCCGAAUUCUUCAAGCCUGGUGGUAAAGACGGAAGAACGAGACUGGGAUAUAACCAUGCUCACGAGUGUCGUCCGAUCACUAUGGCCGAUGUCGACAAAGUCAAGUCGAAGACUGCAUCGCCAUAUGUUCUUCUUCACGCCAAACUGUGA
Psilocybe cubensis is the source of this 1362-nucleotide messenger RNA. RefSeq lists its product as uncharacterized. The coding region runs from base 1 to 1362 and encodes 453 amino acids. The record is from RefSeq and is a predicted model, not a curated record. NCBI's taxonomy places the organism in Eukaryota, Fungi, Basidiomycota, Agaricomycetes, Agaricales, Agrocybaceae. Gene Ontology annotation, molecular function: acyltransferase activity, transferring groups other than amino-acyl groups. The transcript has 11 exons.